UCUAGUCACAUGAUCUUCAGCCCUUUCUCAGACCCGGAAGUAGCAGUCGAUUCCAUGGCUGCAGAGGGUAAAGAAAGUGAAGAACUGACAAAGUCAGAAGAUUCAGAGGACUCAGAUUCCAGUGGAGAAGGAGGUAGUACAACAGAAAUGGAUUUUUUGCGCACACUUUUCUCUCGGACCCUGGGUAUCAGCACUCCUGAAAAAGUCCUUGAUGAGCUGAGCCUAGAAGGAGUGAGCAAGUUUAUGCUUAGUGAGAAAUGUAAGAAUGUAGUGUGCAUGGUGGGAGCUGGCAUCUCUACAUCUGCUGGAAUUCCUGAUUUCCGUUCACCUGGCAGUGGCCUGUACUCUAAUCUACAAAAAUACAACUUGCCAUAUCCAGAGGCCAUCUUUCAAAUCGGAUUCUUUAAGGAAAAUCCAGAGCCAUUUUUUGCCCUUGCUCGAGAACUGUACCCUGGACAAUUCAAGCCAACAAUCUGUCACUAUUUUAUACGUUUGUUAAAGGAAAAAGGUCUGUUACUGCGUUGCUACUCUCAGAAUAUUGACACACUGGAGAGGGUGGCCGGGCUGUCCUCUGAUGACCUAGUGGAGGCUCAUGGAACCUUUCAUACUUCCCACUGUGUUGGGACAUUUUGCAAGGCAGAAUAUUCCCUCUCCUGGAUGAAAGAAAAGAUUUUUUCUGAUGUGAUUCCAAAAUGUGAGAAAUGCAACCACUUAGUCAAGCCAGAUAUUGUGUUCUUUGGUGAAAGUCUGCCAUCUCGGUUCUUCUCUACUGCCAAGUCUGACUUUCCCAAAAUUGACCUCCUUAUUGUGAUGGGAACCUCUCUACAGGUGCAACCAUUUGCAUCGCUUGUCAGCAAGGUUCCCAUCAGUACACCUCGACUUUUGAUUAACAAAGAAAAGACAGGAGAGGGGGAAACAUUUUUCAGUUUCCUUGGUUUGGGAGGAGGAAUGGAUUUUGAUUCAGAUAAGGCAUACAGGGAUGUAGCUUGGCUUGGAAACUGCGAUGAUGGAUGCCUUGCACUUGCUGAAUCUCUGGGAUGGAAGGCCGAGUUGGAAGAACUGGUUAAAAAGGAACAUGCAGCGAUAGAUGCAGCAUCACAGAAAAGUGAGAAAAAAACUGAGCAAAAAGAAGAAACAAAAACUGAUCAGAAAGAAGAAAAGAAGGAAUGAACAACUUAUCUGUUCUGCCUUGCUGCCCGUGUCGGUCAUUUUUGCCGACAGAUUCACUUUAGCAUUGCUGAUAGCAGUAUUUUAGAAUUUUGAAAAUAACUCCUUAACCAUGGCCAACUCAAUAAUAAAUCUGACCAGAAAACCAGUUCCCCAUAUUCUCAUGUAAGUGGCAUACUUUAUAGCACCACAGAUCAUCUAGUAAUUACUUACCAGCGCACCUUCUCUUCAUGAUUCCUGAAAUUUUGAAACCGUUUUGCCUUUAGAAAGUUAUCUGCAUUGCUAUAGUGUUUGAAUGUGGCUGAGCUGUUUAUAGAAACUCCAGUACUGAAGGGACACUUCAUGCACCAUAACCACUACAACACAGUGUCUUGGUAAAUGUGCAAAGUGGCUAUGGAGUCUGUCACACGUUUUGGAGAAAUGUAAAAAAAAAAAAAUCUGAUCUUUUCCAGGUACCCUUAGAUUCUCCCCCUCCCUAGUGGCAUUAAUAACAUUGAAUUUACAUUUCUGCAUUAGCAAUAUGAAUUCCAUUUGAUCUGAAUAGUAGGAAAUGGUCUAGAGCAUUGGAAGCAAAUGAUAAAUUAUUCUAGAAAGAAGCAUGUUAUAAGUCCCAGGGAGAGCUCUGCUUUUUUGUCAAAGGAAAUGGUUAGAGAAAAAACGUAUUAGUGCCAUAAGUGCUUACACUGAGCUGAAGUGGUUAUGGUGCUUUGAGUACCUCUUACUCAGAAUAUUUUAGUAUGAUUGUCAUAGAUCAUUAUAAAAA
Messenger RNA from Pelobates fuscus (common spadefoot toad), 1930 nucleotides. RefSeq names its product sirtuin 2 (gene SIRT2). The coding region runs from base 10 to 1170 and encodes 386 amino acids. The transcript has 16 exons. Lineage: Eukaryota; Metazoa; Chordata; Amphibia; Anura; Pelobatidae. Gene Ontology annotation, cellular component: nucleus. Gene Ontology annotation, molecular function: transcription factor binding; NAD+ binding; histone deacetylase activity, NAD-dependent. The record is from RefSeq and is a predicted model, not a curated record.